AUGGUUGCAAGUGCUGAUUACAGAAGGAUUCAGUCUAAAACCAGCCCAAAUUUAUCAAGCUCUACCAAGCGCAGUAUUGUCCUGGACACCACCUCGUGCAUUAUUCCAAGUUCAAACAGUAGUCCUCCCAAGAUCCUGUCUUCAAAAUAUGAAUUGGAGACUGAGAGAAAAUCGAGUACUUUUCCAGGAAAAGAGCACAUUGAAAACAUCUUGGAAGGAUAUGCACAGCAAGUCAAAGACCUGCAGAAGAAGCUAAGUGAAAGUACAGAACAAAAUGAGCAACAGAAAUUCACAUUAAGGCAAUCAAUUAUUGAGCUGCAGACAAGUCUUCAGGAUGUGAUGAGAGAGAGAGAUUCCAUUAAUGAAUUAAGACGAAAGGAAUCUCAAACGCAAGAAGAUCUCAGUAGUAGGCUGAGGGCUACAGUUGAUGAAUUGCAGACAGCGAGCCUACUUCAGGAUGAAAUGCUGAAGGAGUCCAGUAGCCAGGUUGAACAUCUAAAGAAGUUGGUACAGGCCCAUGAAGAUGUGUUUGAGGAACUCCGAAAUCUUCUCCUGCGUCAUGGAGACAGUUCGAACAGGAAGAUGUAUGAAUAUGAAAGUGUGCCCAAUCUACGCGUCAGCAACCUGCCCUCUGCUUUUGCCAAGGUUCUCCAGGAGUUGGAAACAGACAUAUUGCGUUUGAAAACAAGGUUUGCUCCACUGGAAGAGCAAAUAGAAAUGAUGAACAGAGAAUCACAGUCUAAAACUGAAGUUUUGCUUCAACAGCACCAGGACACCAUGGAGAGGCUGAUCGGUGAACAUGAACAGGAAUUGGAAGUAUUGAACGAGACAGUGAAGGCUUCCCGCAGCCACGCCAGCAAUAUUCAAAGCCAGAUGGAAAUCAUUCAAGAACAAGCAAGAAAUCAGAAUUCUUUGUAUAAGCGCCAGAUCAGUCAACUGGAAGGCAUGGUUUCUCAGCUGCGCUCUGAGCUACGGGAAGAAAGGAGAAUGUCCCAGGAUAAGAUAGAAGAUCUGGAGAAGCAGCUGCAUCUGGUUCACUCUGAGAUGGCUGAGGCUCAGAAUGAAAGGGAUCAAUACAGCCAAGAAACUGGAAACUUAGAUGAUCAGGUUCAGCAAUUGUUGGCUGAGCUCCAUAAGAAAGAUACAGAGCUGAAUGUGGAAAGGGAGCAGAAUAAGAGGCUCUGGGAUCGAGACACAGGGAGCAGCAUCACCAUUGACCAUCUGCGGAGAGAGCUGGACAACAGAAACAUGGAGCUGCAGCGCAUGGACUCCAUUGUGAAGUCCUUGCAGAUGGAGUGUCAAGGACAAAUGGAACGUCAGAUGUCUGCAAUUAGAGAGAAGAACGAAAGCCUGGAGAGGGUAGCCUCUAUCACUGCCCAGCAAGAGUCAACCAAAGAAAUGCUCCAUAAAGUUGUCGAAGAACUGACCGACAGAAAAGUAAGUUUGGAGUCUGCAGAGAGGCAAAUAUCUGACCUGACAUGUUCCCUGCAGGAGAAGGAAAAAGUAAUUGAGUUGACCAAUGAGGAGAUCCAGAAGCUCCGUGGGCGGGUCGAUAGCAAAUUGCAGGAGCUCCAGCAACUAAAAAGUGAAAGCGAUCACUUGCGAAGUGUGCAGUCUGGCUGUGAGUCCAUGAAGAUACAGGUGAUGGAAAAGGAGAAGGUGAUUGAGAUCCUCCAGAAGCAAAUUGAGAGCAUGACCGAGAUUGUAAGCCAACAUAGCCGGACAGCUGGUGCCAUGGAGACAGAAAAGUCUCAGCUCUUAAAAGAAGUCAGUGAUAAGAAGUUGGAGCUUCACGAACUGAAGAUUUUGCACGACAAGAAAGAUAACCACAUUCGUGAGUUAGAGGCCAGCCUGAGUGACAUGGAAUUAGAAAAGGUGAAACUGAUGAACGUGUGCUCUGAGAGGCUCCGGGUACUGAAAGAGAUGAAACUGGAAAGAGAAGAACUUGUGAAUGAAAUCAAAACCAGUCGCAUUGAGCUCACGGCUCUAGCAGAGGAAGCAGAAGUUAUAAAGAGUGACUACCGAGAGAAAAAUGAAGAUAUGGAAGCAACUGUGAGCAAACUGAAGCUGCAGCUGAAAUCUGCUCAGAUUGAAUUGGAGCAAACCAGAGCCACUUUAAAGACUAUGGAGGGGGCUGAUGGCCAUGCAAUGAAAGUUGCGAUGGGGAUGCAAAAGCAAAUUACAGCCAAACGAGGACAGAUUGAUGCUUUGCAGAGCAAAAUUAAGUUCUUGGAGGAAGCAAUGACUAAUGCAACUAAGGAAAAGCAUUAUCUGAAAGAAGAGAGGAACCGAUUAAGCCAUGAGCUGACCUGUAUGGCUGCUUUAAACAACAAAUUGGCUGGAGAAUUAGAAAUCCUAAAGUCACAGGAUAAACGUUUGAAAGACAAACUUGUGACAAUGGAAGCUGCUCUAGAUAAAGCAUCUCUGCAGUUUGCUGAAUGCCAGUGCAUCAUUCAGCGGCAGGAGCAGGAAGUUAUGCGCUUCAAGCUUCAGCACACUUUAGAUGUAAAAGAGCUGCAGGGACCAGGAUACACACUGGGUUCCUCUUUGAUGAGGAACUUGCCUCACUCAUCCAGCACACCAUCAUCUCAAAGUUUUGCAGGCCAUCUCUCUCAUAUGCCAUCCAAACUUAGCUACACCAAGGAGGAUCCGUUGCAAGAUUUAAAACAACUUCUUCAAGACUUACGAAAUACAAUUGAUGAAAUACCUUCUGUAAUUCUUCCCAAAACAGAAAGUGACAGCGAGACCGACUUUAUAGAAGGCACGAGCAAUACUCUAGACUUUCCUAGCAGAGAAAGCAUUGGCAGAAGAUCACAUGACCCCUGCAGGGAGGCUGCGGUCAGAGAUUUACCUUCAGAGAUGGCUGUGGGGCAAGAAGCAUUUAGCAGGGAUGCAUUAACGUUACAUAGUGCAGAUCUUGAAGAUCAAGAAGCAACUUUCCCAUUUACAUCCAGUGUGUCUCAAAUGAUCUCUACCGCUCGCUAUACCUCUUCAAAGAAACCGUCCUCAGAUGAGCGAUACAAAGAUAGGUCUCCUGUGCAUUCCUUGCUAACUGCUCCAUUGGAUGACCUUAAGGUGAUUCCCCGACCCUCCUUGGAACGACGGUCAAGUCUGAAGAAGAACAGUGUCCCAGAAGCCACAACCUCAACCUCCAGUCGAAGUAUGUCCUUCAGCACCUCUUCUU
This is a messenger RNA of Python bivittatus (Burmese python), 3184 nucleotides long. The record is from RefSeq and is a predicted model, not a curated record. Lineage: Eukaryota; Metazoa; Chordata; Lepidosauria; Squamata; Pythonidae.